This is a messenger RNA of Puntigrus tetrazona (Sumatra barb), 2595 nucleotides long. RefSeq names its product aquaporin 11 (gene aqp11). Gene Ontology annotation, molecular function: channel activity. The transcript has 3 exons. Gene Ontology annotation, biological process: transmembrane transport. Gene Ontology annotation, cellular component: cytoplasm; membrane. Bases 809 to 1645 code for a protein of 278 amino acids. The record is from RefSeq and is a predicted model, not a curated record. NCBI's taxonomy places the organism in Eukaryota, Metazoa, Chordata, Actinopteri, Cypriniformes, Cyprinidae.
AAGAAACGAAAACAUUUUGAAAAUGUGACAUCUGUCUGCUUUAAAGUUUGAAAAUCAAACCCAGUUGAAAUCAUUCGCUAGUAAUUGAGAAAAGUAAUUAAAUGUAAUCAAUUACAUUACGUUACAUUUACAAGGCAACUUGCAAUUCAUAACCUAUUACAUUUCCCAACACUGAUUAUAGUUUUUAUAUGAUAUUUUUAUUCUUAUAUGUUAUAUUAUGUCACAUUAUAUAUUUUAAAAGAGCUUAUGCUUCUGUUAAAAUUAAAGCUUGGGAAUGUUUAAUCCUGUGAUCUCUGGCAACCCUGGACAAAGUUCUCCCAGCUGACGAAUCAGUUACGACGAUAAAGGCUGCCUCAUGAAUAUUAAUGAGAUUGUGUCCUCUGACUUUGUGGGCGCUUUUAAAUUGCUGGGCAAUCAAAACGAUCCACACCUAGCCCCACCCCCACACCUACGUCACAACGACGCCAGCCAAUCAGGGGACACGGUCUAAAAACGCCUCGAUCUGGUAACUCCUAUUUACUUUUCUGCAGAGACAUCCCCUGCGUCCCAAAGCUCCGCCCUAAACAGCAUUGAAAAUAUCACAUAUACUAUAAUAUAAUUAUAUCACAUAUGAUUUAGAAUGGAUGGUAUUCACAAGUUGCGUGUCUGUUCACUCCAGGAAGUCUCUAGCAUCAUUUUUUUAAUAUUCACGAGCCAAAGUUUUUGCACUGAUUGACUCGAAGUGGGCGGGGUUAUCUGGCGGAGAGGCGUGGCCGUGGUAAAGUUGCCUGACCGGAUCAGAGUUUAACGCGAUUAUUCGGAGGAUGCGAUGGCAGAGAUGGCCGAUCUCUCCGUCUCCCUGUCCGUCCUGCUGGGGAUUGUAGUUCUUAGCGAAGCGGCGAGGAGAACGGCUUCGCAUCUAUUCCCAAAACGAAAGUGGACCGUCUACGCGCAGGAGCUGAUCUCCACGUUUCAGCUGUGCGCAUGCACGCACGAGUUAAAGCUGCUCGCGGAUGUGGGCGGACUGGAGCCGCGGGUCGCGCUGACGCUCACGUUCCUCGUCUCGGUGGUCCACGGACUUUCAUUCCGCGGCGCGAUCUGCAACCCGACCGGCGCUCUGGAGCAGCUCUGCCUCGGGACUCUGACGCGGCGAUGCGCGCUGACGCGGAUCUCGUGCCAGCUGAUCGCGGCGGAGGUGGCGCGGCGCGUCAUGCCGCGCGCUUGGGCGCUGACGCUCUCUGACCUGCACGCGCGGCACUCGCGGACGGGCUUUGCGUGCACGACCAGCCCCGUUAACGCGCCUCUGCCGCAGGCCGCCGCGGUGGAGCUGGGCUGCGCGUUUGUGAUGCACACGGCGGCGUUUAACGUGGAGAAGGUGGAGGAGAAAUAUCGCGUUCCUGCGAUAGCUGCUGUCAUCACUGUACUAGUCUAUGCAGGCGGUCAUCUCACUGGUGCUGUGUUUAACCCGGCCCUGGCGUUCUCCAUACAGUUCUCCUGUCCCGGGAACAGCGUGCUGGACUACAUCGUAGUGUACUGGAUCGGACCAAUACUGGGCAUGACAGGCGCUCUGCUGCUCUUUGACAAGCUGAUCCCCGCCGUUUCAGGGAAAAACGCAACUCCGGGGCGCCUGAACUCCAACGGACUCGGGACUAAAAAGAUGAAGUGAAUUACAUACUGUGAACAUACACUGUCAUUCUCCAAGCAAUAACCAGUUUCUGCAGGUUUUAAAAGGUCUUAAUUUGUCCCUCUCUAGGCCUAAAAAGGUCUUAAAUCAGAGCAAGAACGUCUUAAGUGCGUGACGUGAAUGAACAUCUUCCUCUGUAUUUUAAAAACACAUAUUUAAACGCCCUUAAAUCAGGAUAUACUUACUUAAGAUGCAAAUUCUCGGUUUCUGAGAAACCGCAGAAAAAUCUGUUAACGGGGCGUGAAAACUUUUCCGUUUGAAUUAAGUCGAUUUUUCUAGAUAAUCGUAAACUCACUUAUUUGGAUCAACUUCUCAGAAACUGAUAUGCAGCUAUCUGGCUUAUCAAAGUGCAUUCAUUUGCACUAACAAGUCCAUACCGAACCAUUCCUUCAUUAGUUUAGUCUUAAACGUGUCUUCAUAAAACCUGCAGAAACUCUGAACGACGAAACUGAAGGGCCAUUUAUGUCGUUUUUUUUUUUUUUAGGAGGUUUUCGGUGAAAUCUUAAAUGUCUUUUUUUUAUUUAUUUUUUUAAAUAAGAACGUGCACGAUUCAUCUGUAAAGACGGACAUAAAGCUGCAGCAACAUUCAUAAAAAGCACAAGAAUCAACUGGAAAUUCAACUUUUUUUAUAAGUUAAAUCACAUUUUAACAUUCCUGUAAUAAGAGACCUGAAGUGUUCGAAUACUACUUGGUGUUACGUUCUACUAGCGAUGGUUCUUAUCUAGUGAUAGGUAGAUGUUAUAAUAGUACUAGUAAUCUUAAGCACAGUUUUGCAGUGCCUUUGGAUAAUUCUGGGUAAAAUAACCUGGAAAGACCAGACUGGAUUGAAUGCAGCGAAUGCAGAAUGUAUUAUAAUAUGGGAUAAAAACACACUCACGUAUGAGGAAUCGAACAAAGCAGUGUGCUUGUAAAUAAACUUUACAUAAAAAGCA